UUGCCGUCGCCUAGUGACAUCAGAGUCACAUGACCUGGCUAAAGAAAAAAAAUAUCAGUGGGAGCUUAGGAAGCUGACAGCUCCAGAGUGUGGAGGGUGAGGAUCGGGUGCGGGGCGUCUGAUGGGAUCGCGCGUAGCAUGACAGUGCCAUUGUUUGGUCGGUGCCGGCAGAAGAGCAUGAACUGAGGAGCUGUGGGGCUGCGCUGUACCUUCCCGACUGACGGAUCACAGAUGGGUCAAGGGCUCUGGAGAGUUGCAAGAAACCAGCAAUACAUAGAUCAGAGCUUCUUAUCUGCAGAACAUGACAGCAAUAUGAACCAUGGGAGACACACCCAGGGAGGCAUCGAUCUCUACCAUCUACUAAAAGCCAGGAAAGCAAAAGAUGAACAAGGGUUUAUUAACCUUGAAAUGCUGCCACCCGAGUUAAGCCUUACUAUAUUGUCCUAUCUCAAUGCAACUGACCUGUGCCUGGCAUCCUGCGUAUGGCAAGACCUGGCUAAUGAUGAACUGCUUUGGCAUGGGUUAUGUAAAUCAACCUGGGGACACUGUUCCAUAUACAGUAAAAGACACCCGCCAGGAUUUUCGUAUCGAAAUCUCUACAUGCGCCUGGAUGAAGGAAGUUUAACCUUUAACGCUAACCCAGUUGAGGGAGUUGAAUAUUUUUUAUCCCGGGGUAUACUUGACGACUCACCAAAGGAAAUAGCAAAGUUUAUCUUUUAUACUAGAACUCUCAACUGGAAGAAGCUAAGGAUAUACCUUGAUGAAAGGAGAGAUGUAUUGGACGAUCUCGUGACUUUGCACAACUUCAGCAAUCAAUUUCUACCAAAUGCACUGAGAGAGUUUUUCCGGCACAUACAUGCACCAGAGGAACGGGGGGAAUACCUGGAAACACUCAUUACAAAAUUUUCACACCGAUUUUGUGCUUGCAACCCUACACUAGCACGAGACCUUGGUCUUAGCCCUGAUGCGGUAUAUGUACUGUGCUAUUCUUUGAUUCUGCUUUCCAUUGAUCUCGCCAGUCCCCAUGUGAAGAACAAAAUGUCGAAGAGAGAGUUUAUCAGAAAUACACGUCGUGCUGCUCAGAAUAUUAGCGAAGAAUUUGUAGGGCACCUUUAUGACAACAUUUACCUUGUUGGCCAUGUAGCUGUGUAGAAGAUUAAAGGGGUUGUCUCAUCUCAGACACUGGUGGCAUCUCGCUAGGAUAUGCCACAAAUGACUGAUAUGUGCUGGGUCCACCUUUGGGAACUAUCUCCAGAACAGGCUCCACAAAGUUAAGGUGAGCACAGUGAGCAAGCACGGCCACCCUCCAUUCACUUCUAUGAGAGUUCUGAUAAUAGCUGAGCACUGGCUCUUCUAUUUCUGGCACUCCCAUGAAAGUGAAUGCAGAGGUGGCCAUGCAUGCACCGUGCCCUCUCCAUUCACUUCUGUGGGAGUUCUGAUAAUAGCUGAGCACUGGCUCUUCUAUUUCUGGCACUCCGAUGGAAGUGAAUGCAGAGGUGGCCAUGCAUGCACCGUGCCCUCUCCAUUCACUUCUAUGGGAGUUC
Bufo gargarizans (Asiatic toad) is the source of this 1544-nucleotide messenger RNA. RefSeq names its product F-box protein 8 (gene FBXO8). The transcript has 7 exons. Bases 232 to 1152 code for a protein of 306 amino acids. Gene Ontology annotation, biological process: regulation of ARF protein signal transduction. The record is from RefSeq and is a predicted model, not a curated record. NCBI's taxonomy places the organism in Eukaryota, Metazoa, Chordata, Amphibia, Anura, Bufonidae. Gene Ontology annotation, molecular function: guanyl-nucleotide exchange factor activity; protein binding.